AUCGCCGCUCUGCAUUCCCCCCGUUCCUUUUCUCAUCGCCGCUUCGCAUCCGGUGGUCCUUACUCGUUCUCCUGUCGGAAUAAGCCUUCCCCGUUCCUCCCUCCUCCUGCUCACCAUCUCGCAGUUCAGUCUGUAGAUGGCGCCGACGUACAAACCCAAAAACAUACUCAUAACCGGAGCGGCAGGCUUCAUUGCGUCCCAUGUCGCCAACCGCCUCGUUUGUAACUACCCCCAGUACAAGAUCGUGGUUCUCGACAAGCUUGAUUACUGCUCCAACCUCAAUAACCUCAACCCAUCACGCUCCUCUCCCAACUUCAAGUUUGUCGAGGAUGAUAUUAGGAGCGCUGACCUCAUCAACGACCUCCUGAUCACCGAAUCGAUUGAUACCAUCAUGCAUUUUGCAGCCCAGACCCAUGUUGAUAAUUCUUUUGGUAACUCCUUUGAGUUCACCAAGAACAACAUCUACGGCACCCACGUUCUCCUGGAUGCCUGCAACGUCACUGGUCGGGUUAGGAGGUUUAUCUAUGUUAGCACUGAUGAGGUCUAUGGAGAGACAGAUGAGGAUGCCACGGUUGGCAAACACGAGGGGUCUCAACUUCUGCCAACCAACCCAUACUCGGCAACAAAAGCCGGGGCUGAGAUGCUUGUUAUGGCUUAUGGAAAGUCAUACGGCUUGCCUGUGAUCACUACCCGAGGAAACAAUGUGUAUGGGCCAUUUCAAUUUCCGGAGAAGCUGAUCCCAAAAUUUAUUCUUUUGGCCAUGAGAGGGCAGCCACUUCCGAUUUACGGUGAUGGCUCCAAUGCUAGAAGCUUUUUGUACUGUGAGGAUGUUGCAGAGGCUUUUGAUGUCAUCCUCCACAGAGGAGAAGUUGGGCAUGUUUAUAAUAUCGGCACAAAGAUAGAAAGGAGAGUGAUUGAUGUGGCGAAGGACAUCUGUGCACUUUUUUCACUAGACCCAGAUAAGGUCGUUCAGUUUGUGGAGAAUCGGCCUUUCAAUGACCAGAGGUACUUUUUGGAUUAUCAGAAGCUGAAGAACCUGGGAUGGUCGGAGCGGACUGCAUGGGAUGAUGGACUCAAGAAGACGAUGGAGUGGUAUAUGAGCCAUCCAGAUUGGUGGGGAGAUGUUUCAGGAGCACUUUUGGCUCAUCCACGGAUGUUGAUGAUGCCUGGUAUUGAAAGGCAUAUUGAUGGUUCUGAAGAAACCAAGUCCAUGGCUUCUCAGUCGAUGACCUCUAAUAGUCAGAAUGGGAUGGUGCUUCCUGCCUCAAAAAGCAGUGUGAUGCCACCUAAGAAAUCAUAUUUGAAGUUCUUGAUCUAUGGUAGAACUGGAUGGAUAGGGUGCCUUCUUGGCAAGAUAUGCGAGAAGCAGGGCAUACCAUAUGAGUAUGGAAGGGGGCGUUUGGAAGAGCGUUCCCAUAUCAUACUGGACAUUCAGAACGUGAAGCCAACUCAUGUUUUCAAUGCUGCUGGUGUGACUGGUAGACCUAAUGUUGACUGGUGCGAAUCUCAUAAGCAGGAGACAAUUCGGUCGAUUGUCGUGGGAACUCUGACUUUAGCGGAUGUUUGUAGGGAGCAUGACCUGUUACUGAUGAAUUAUGCUACCGGUUGUAUUUUCGAGCAUGAUGCUAAACAUCCUGAAGUGUCGGGCACUGGAUUCACGGUGGAAGACAAUCCAAACUUUAUUGGAUCCUUCUAUUCGAAAACUAAAGCAAUGGUUGAAGAGCUUUUGAGGGAAUAUGAUAAUGUCUGUACCCUUAGAGUUCAAGUGCCAAUAUCUUCUGAUCGUAGCAAUCCAUGUAAAUUCAUUACUAAAAUUACUUGUUAUGACAAAGUUGUGAACAUUCCAAAUAGCAUGAUGGUUUUAGAUGAACUUGUCCCCAUUUCAAUUGAGAUGGCAAAGAGAAAUUGCAGAGGCGUAUGGAACUUUACCAAUCCUGGUGUGGUGAGCCACAAUGUGAUGGAUUCGAAGCUGUAGAAACCCUAAACCCUAAAUCCUAGAAAUGUAGAAGAUCUACAUUGACCCCUGCUUUUAAUGGAUCUAUUUUACACUGGAAAUACAGGCUAAAGUCAUAGUAGCACCUCGAAGCAAUAACGAGAUGGAUACUACAAAAUUGAAGAGUGAGUCUCCCGAGUUGUUGUCCAUCAAAGAUUCUCUCAUCAAAUGUGUUUUUGAGCCAACCAUCCAGGUCCUUUCUCACUGAUAAGCUUCCUCAAUGUCACAGUACGACUUUCAUCAAUACAAACUUGAUUAAUGACAUCAUUAAUGUCAUCCAACACAUGGCAGUAUGACUAUCAUCAUACAAACUCUGCAUCAGGAAUACUUAUCUAAGCAGGAGGAAAAACUUGAUUAAUUUUAUUAGGUAGUCUGUUUUGUUGUCUUGUUUAGUUUCUUUACAAGAGACUAUUAUUAUUUGUCCUCUAAAUUUGGACUGUCCAAUUUACUAGCUACAUUCUUUUUGAUGCAUC
This is a messenger RNA of Musa acuminata subsp. malaccensis (wild Malaysian banana), 2466 nucleotides long. The record is from RefSeq and is a predicted model, not a curated record. NCBI's taxonomy places the organism in Eukaryota, Viridiplantae, Streptophyta, Magnoliopsida, Zingiberales, Musaceae.